AUAUUGGUUAAGGAGACUGAAGACGAAAAAACCCCACAACGGAGCUACUUAAAAAAUAAAAAACUAGAGACGGUUAAAGAAUUCAGCUAAUUUUUUUUUUUUUUUUUUUUUGCAUUCCUAUAAAACAAAACCUCACAUGACGCGAAAAAACUACUUUCUUUGUUUUAUUUUGAAACCGGAAACGCCCCUACGUGCCGUCAACUUCACGCAGACACAAACACACACCAUCUCGCGGCGAACAUGGCGGCAACUUGAUGGAGGCAGCGGCGAUGAAAACGGCGAGGGCUCGAUAAAGCGGGGAGGACGGUUCAGGCUGCAGGCCCACCCGCCGACACGAAGCCACUCUCUUUCGCCAUGUUGGAAGACGACAGCGCCCUUGUCCCUUCACGACCGAGGCCGGGGAAAACGUAAGCGCGUCGGUCGGCGAGUGUUCCUCGGAGCGGAGUCGAGGCUGCGCAGAGAGCGAGGCGCGGAGCGGCGCCCAGGGCGGGCGGACGGGAGGACAGCAGGCUUCACCGGUCAGCCAUGGAGGAUGCGGCCCGUGGUCGCCAGCGUUUGAUUUUGCCCCCGGCCCACGCUCAUUUGGAUGGGAAUUACCGCUGAUAUCGAGCCGGGACAGCCCACUAGCCGACACUUGAGGGGAGGAAAACGCGAAGAAGCGCUCGCGACGUCAAUGACUGUUGCGGCAGAGGAGCCCCCACGGUGGAGUCGGCCGGUUCCCAAAAUAUGACCAGGGGUGCUGGGACGUGUUGGCAGCAAGAAGAUGACGACGGCUUCCAAAUCUGGCUAGAGCCCGCGCGCGACACCCAAAAGCCAUUCACCGACUCCGAGAGGGCGCAGAGAUGGCGACUGUCCUUGGCAUCCCUCUUGUUCCUCACCAUCCUCCUCUCUGAUCACCUGUGGUUCUGCGCCGAGGCCAAACUGUCCCGCACGCGGGAGAAGUUGGCGCCCUCCCACCUCCUCUCAGCCCAGACCCGCCCAGCGAACAGCAGCCUCAGAGAACCCCCCCACGCUAUUUUUCUAGGAAACUCCAGCAAACAUUUGUGGCGCCUCCAAACUUGCCAGCAGGACCCCUCGCCGUCCGGCGCGUGCUUUACGUCGGCGGACGCGGAUGGUCUGUGCGCGGCCCUGUUCGCCGCGGAGGAGGCCACGCGGGCCGUAAACAUGAGCGAUUUGUACCUCUCCUUUUGUAACUCCUACUCCCUGCUGGAUUUGCUGGACGGCUUGGCGAGUCCGGACAACUUGAACUGCAGCCUGGAAGUGCUCGGCGACGGCGACGCCAGCAGGUGCGGCGCGUGCGUGCAGGCGUACCAGCGCUACGACCAGCACGCGCAGGAGAAAUAUGAGGACUUUGAGCUGCUCACGCAGAAAUAUGAGCCGGGGGCUUACUCCGCGAGGACGUGCAUGGAGCAGUGCAAGAUGGCCUACAAGCCCUGGCUGUGUGCUCAGUAUUUCCCCACCGCCAAGCAGUCCUGCCAGAACAAGAUACCGUGCUACCAGUACUGCCGGGAGGUCCAGCAGAGUUGUCCGUUCAUUUUGCCCGACAACGAUGACCUGAUCCACGGCGGGAACCCCAGCUUCAUCUGCACAGGGCUCCUGGAGAAUCAUCCGACAGAACGAGACGCGGAAUGCUGCGACGUUCGGUGGGAAACCAAAACGGACAACCCUUCUGGCGGCACCCUCAAAAGAACUGCUUCUUCCUGCCAACCGGAGGGGGCCUCAGUCACGUCCGCCGCCACCCAGAGACUCUGCAGCGGGCGACUGAAGAUCUGCCUGCUGGCCCUUGUCCUCCUACACACUGUCAUCAUCAUUUCGGCCUCCCAUAAUUCCACGCUGGUGGGCGUGGCGGCCAGCUUCUCACCAGAGGAGGGCGCGUCGAAUGAAGAGUGACCGGCGGUUUUUCAAGCAGGUGGAGACACACGCUGGAGGUGUCUCUAAGGUCCCAUGAAACGUUGCGUCAAAGGAGGCGGGGAGGGUUUCAUCUGCAGCCCAAGGUGCUGGUACCGGACAGUGAUCCCGCCCAUACGUUUAAGGACCGCCCCCUAAAAGACCUGACCUCUUGCCAACCUGCUCAUUGUUUCUAUUCCCUCCUAAUGUUUUCUAGCCCUUCCUCUACAUCCUUCCCGUCCUUCCUCCUCCUCCUCCUCCCGCAGCGUUUUAAGUGCGUCAGAGGAAAAAUCGGACAAGUAUGCGCUCAUACGAACUCAUUGUUAACUUUAAAUUCUUUGCUGCACUUUUUUUUAUUUUAUUUUUUUUCUGGUGCAACAGAAUGUUUCGACAUAUCAAUUGUGUUCCACUUCCUCUUCAUCACUUUAGAGGCGUCUUCUUCAGUACCUUCUACUGGAUGUUGCUCCAGGGCCUGCUGUUAUCAGCUCAUGCAUCACUUGGAUGUGGGGUUUUAUUUAUUUUUUUCAUUUUUUUGCUUCUUCAGAAAACGACAUGUAUGUUUCUUCUGUGUUCUGGUGUACGGCUUGUUUUGUUUUUUUGUCUUUUUUGUUUAACCGGACCUUUCCCUGACCCCUUACGACAGUACAUGCCUAGGCAUUUUAGGACCUUAAGUGCUCUAAGACUGGCUCGCUUUGUCUCCCGGUUUGCUAGCUAGCCAUUUUAAUGGAUGCUGAGCUCACCGUCUUGAUGGUUCGGGAGGAUUUUUGGGGGUUUGGGUGAAGUGUUGGUUUUACCUCACAUGGUGAUGCUGCAGACAGACAGGCUGCCCCGCUGGCUCGUCUCCACGCUGCUGUACGUACGUCACACUUGUCAUACACGAGACUUGCAGGGACAACUUUGGGACACUGGAGUUGCAUGAAGCCAAAACACCGGUGGCCUCAUGGUGGCCUCAUUUAUCAAGCAAGCUUCCCGCUGCUCUCCAAAACUUUUACGACCCAAAUUCUGGACCUCACCGUCAACGAUGUGGCAUUUGCUCUAGGGAAACAAAUCCACCAGAUUCAAUCAUACCGUCACAAAAGUCUGAAACCUCCAAAGAAGGGGGUCUGGAAAAGAAGUGAUGUUUGAUAAAUGAGGCCCCUAGAUCUUUGAGUGCCUCUCUGCUGUGUGAACCUAUUGAGGCAAUAGAGCCAUAUAGGUUAUUAAAAAAAGAGCUUGGGUUAAUGUCCCAAAUUGUAGGCAACCGGCCAGUCAGUCAAUCAAUCAAACCACCAACUCUUAAAUCCCCCGUAGGCGACCUGAUCAAUAGCUAUCUUUAGCCACGUUUCCACUGAGCGGCACAGCUCGGUUCCCGUUUUUCCUUUGUGGUUUUCUCGCCGUUGUUCACUGCGGUAAAACUGCCGACAUGACCCUGUAAGGGGGCGGAGGUCAGAGGUUAGCUAGCUUGUAGUAAACCAUUGUCUUUUCGCUAUGUUUGCGUCGUGUUCUCCAUUCUCGGUUUGAGGUUGCAGUACAGUGUUCCCUCGCUGUAUCACAAUUUUGCAGUUUUUUUUCAGUGCAGUUUAAAAAAAAAAAAGUUUUUUAAUAAGGCACUUUGUUCUGCAUCCUGAUUGGCUGUUGUCAAUUGCACAGCUUGAUCCGGUUACUCAAAUCUUCGAUCACGAUCAGAUCUUUGUUUUCAUUUUAUAAUACCGGACGUAUAUUUGUACGAAGGUUUGAACUUUGGGAGUUCAAACACGACGAGAGAAGUGUGAGAAUGUUCGUUUCGGGUUUUGAAGCCUCAAAGCAUCUGGAAUUCUACUUUGAUCACCUAUCGCAGGUUAUUUGUUGAACGUCUGCCCUGCGAUAAACGAGGGAACACUGUAGUUCUGUCCUUAGCAUUACUUUUAUUUUCACAAUGAAAUAAAAAUAACACGAAAUUCGACUAGUGUCAAGCUCAAAGCCGUCUCACACAGCCACUAUGUCCACUUUACACAUAAUUCACGGCUGAAGUUUCAGUCUUUCGUGAUCCAUGCGUGAUAUAUGUAAGUCAUGUGUUCGUCAUCCGUCGAUGUGCGCAGAUGUCCGUCAAGGGUUUCAGCCGACGGGUCUUUACGUGAAUUCAGUUUUGAGCUGUUUUAAAUUUUUUGGUCGGUUGAGAAUUACAAAGCUUAUGUGCAUUUUUCGUCUAACGUGACAGCGUAAUUUUUGCAAGCUGCAUUCGGAAAUUUGUGGCUUUCCACGACCGUUCCACGUCUUCACAUACUUUUCCCCCUGUGUACCACCUGUGUAUAACUUUAAAAUCCUGUUCACUGUGCACAUAUAACGUUCAAAUUACGUAAGUGACGCCCGAAAAAUCUAAUCAAUUACAUCAACAUCACAAUAAUCACACACGGUUCAUGUUCUACGUUGAGUUACGUGUUCCUUGUGUGGUUUAUGCGUACUACGUCCGUGGUUUUAACGUGGUUAUUUCAUGAUAUAUCUGUGAAAAUUUCACGUGCCCAAAAUGUACGUAGUGGCUGUGUGAUACCGCCUUAGAGGUUAGAGUCACUGAUGUUCAAAUAUGUAGGUUACGUAAUCGCACUGCACUGAUAUCGCAGUAAUUUUAAUUUGUCACAGGAUUGUCUGAACACACCACGACAAAACUUACUUUUGUGAUUUAAAAAAAAGAUUUCAGUGGGACUCAAGUGACUAGAGUACUUUAUAAUGUCAGGAAUCCCUGAUAACAUUUCAAAACUUACGACGCAUACGUGCAGUAUAGUGAGAUACGGCCAUAACUACGGUAGUGCUGCACGAUAUGAGGAAACUCGCAAUUUGCGAUAUUAGUGAUCAAUAUUCUGAUGAUGAUAUAACUUGUCAUACAUGAACAAAUAGCAAAACAACCAAAAACAUAAUUUCCAUUUCACUGCAACAGUUUAAUUCAAAUAAGAGUCAACAUAACUUAAAUUAUACUCUAAAUGAAACUAGUCUACAUAGGAGGCGAGCAUCUAACAUCAAAAAAGUCACCAAUUGGAUGGAUGAAUCCGACCAUUCUGAUUCGUCCGACCAAUUGGAUUCGUUAAAUACUUAAGGCUGCCGUAAGAUUGUUUUAGCACAUUUAUGGUCACCAUUUGUUGCAAUUUCUGCCGUCUUUCGCGAUAUGCGUAUUGUGCACAGCUUGAUAUCGCGAUUACGAUCAAUUUGCAAUUUAUUGUGCGGGCCUCGCCAUAACUGUUACAAACUAUUCAGACAUGAGAUUCAGGUUAGUUUUAUAUGAAUUUUUAGUAUUUUUCCAAUGUCAGAUGUCGUCUAACAUCAUGCAACCCCCUCCUCUUUUGUCCCGCCCCCUGUUGUUAGGAUACCAACAUUGGAAAGGGUGCAAAGUUCAGGCUAAACUUUGAUUGCAAACAAAAGAAUAUCAACUUUUAAUAGACAUGCUCGGUUUGUUUUUUUAUGAACCAAUGUGGCGCUUGCACACCUGGCAGUGCAGAAACGAGUUAGUGCCAGACUGUUCUGGUCCGGACUGAACCACGCCGCUCAGUGGAAACGUCACCACGGACUAGCAAAAGGGCUGUGUUAGAGUAAGCGUUGAAGUAGUGGGAGGAGUUUCAAAGGGCUGAUCCAUCUGGUUUUACUGCAUUUAGUUGUUUUUUUUUUGUGUGUAUGCGUUUUUUUAUUUUCACCGCUACUGCUGGUAAAGACUGCGACACUUAAACAAGACGGAUUUUACCAAAAAUAAAAGUUACGGACGCUGGUUCUGUGGGAAGAAACAUUGUUUCGUACGUUUUAUCGGCUCUAGUGAUUAGCGAAGGCGUUCAACGUUUUAAAUCUGCCUCAUGGGUUUCAGCCCCUCCGCACAAACCCCGCCCUUUUGGACUGAUUCUUGCAUGAUCUUCUCGUGUGGCGCCUCGCUCAUUCUUUCUUCGCUAACCCCAACGAGGACGACGCUCCCGUCAAAGACGACGUACCAUCCGGAAGCGAUCUGAUUUCUGUAGAUCUAUGCAGACGAACCCCGCCUCAAACAUCCCGCCCACCAUCACUGCCACACCCCCAUUCUCCUUUCUGUUGUAAAUAUGUCCCGAGGAUCCCAAAGUUGCCCCCCCCCCGUUGGUUUCUCACUGUACUUUUUGUUUGCCUCCUUGGUUUUUUGUCUGUUUUCUGAAGCUGUUGCCGCAUUUUUCUGUUGUCUAAAGCAGUGGUGUAAGUUGAUGAGUAGGCUUAAGUUGGAUGUUAAAAAGACGAAGUGAAGAGGUCGUGAAUAAAAAUAAAUAAAUAAAUAUAUAUAGAUAUAUGAGGAGCGUGACAGAAAAGAUUAAGGCUGAAUGAAGGAAAUGGUUCAAAUAUAGAGAAAAAUUAUGAUAAAGUUAUCAUAUUGUCAUACUAGAGAUGCUUUAGUUUGCUAAUUUACUUUCUUUUUUUUCUACAGAGGACUUGGAUUAAAAGUUAUUUAUAAAAUGCGUCCCAGAAGUCAUGAUCUUUUUUGGACGUAAAACGAAUACAUUUAUUAACAUUUUGUUCAAAGGAAAAUAAAUAUAAAUUAUGUUAAACAUUA
Oryzias latipes (Japanese medaka) is the source of this 6394-nucleotide messenger RNA. Its product is annotated as NALCN channel auxiliary factor 1. Gene Ontology annotation, molecular function: stretch-activated, monoatomic cation-selective, calcium channel activity. Gene Ontology annotation, cellular component: plasma membrane. Gene Ontology annotation, biological process: calcium ion import across plasma membrane. NCBI's taxonomy places the organism in Eukaryota, Metazoa, Chordata, Actinopteri, Beloniformes, Adrianichthyidae. The record is from RefSeq and is a predicted model, not a curated record.